Molecule: messenger RNA, 2565 nt
Organism: Lotus japonicus
Lineage: Eukaryota; Viridiplantae; Streptophyta; Magnoliopsida; Fabales; Fabaceae
Product: kinesin-like protein KIN-13B
Exons: 12
Coding region: 146-2257 (703 amino acids)
Biological process (GO): microtubule-based movement
Molecular function (GO): ATP binding; microtubule motor activity; microtubule binding
Source: RefSeq, a predicted model, not a curated record
UCAAAGGCUUUCAUUCAUUUUUCAAUUUUCAUAAAUAUAAAUAUAAAUAUUAUUAUUACAACCAACAACGAACACUGCAGUUAGUUGCAGUAGUCGUAUUUAUAUUCUAUAAUCUAUCUUUCUCCGAUCUGAUCGCCGGUGGAAGAUGAACGGCGGUGCAGGGAGACAGGGGCUGAGAUCUGGUUCAACCGCCGUGCACCACCAGCGUCAGCACUCCGAUAACAACUUCCUCGACGGCGGCUCAUCCACCGGCACCGCCAACAGGUGGCUCCAAUCUGCUGGCCUUCAACAUCUUCAUUCCUCCUCCGCCAAUCCCCUUCCUCCUCUUCAGGAUUAUAGCAUGUACGGCGGCGGAGUGCAUAGGAAUGCGCAGAGGAGCUUCAAUGGAGGAGGAACUGAGUAUUACAUGGAGCCGGCUACGCCUCCAGGUGCUCACCGUGCUUUGACGCAGAAGAAGAACGGCGAUGAUUCUUCCGGUGAUUUCAGCCCUGGCUUGUUGGAUCUGCAUUCGUUUGACACUGAGCUUCUUCCUGAGAUUCCAGCUUCCAAUGCACAUGAUGCCAGUUUCUUGUAUCAACCUAGCCGGGGUAGGAGCUUUGAUGACGCAGAAACUUACAUGAUGAGCAAGCAGACAGCCAAAGCUCGUGCUACUGAAAAUGUACUGAAAGUUUUUCCUGCAGACAAAGAGAAAUCUAGUUCUGUGGCAAAGAUUAAAGUUGUGGUUCGUAAAAGACCAAUGAACAAGAAAGAAUUAGCAAAGAAUGAGGAAGACAUUAUAGAAACAUAUUCCAAUUCUUUAACAGUGCAUGAAACUAAACUGAAGGUUGACCUUACCCAGUAUGUGGAAAAGCAUGAAUUUGUUUUUGAUGCUGUCUUGGAUGAAGAGGUUACGAAUGAUGAGGUGUAUCGUGAAACAGUGGAGCCCAUAGUUCCAAUAAUCUUUGAACGCACUAAGGCAACUUGCUUUGCAUACGGGCAAACAGGAAGUGGAAAAACUUUCACAAUGAAGCCGCUGCCACUUAAAGCAUCAAGGGACAUCCUAAGAUUGAUGCAUCAUACUUACAGGAACCAGGGAUUUCAAUUGUUUGUGAGUUUCUUUGAAAUAUACGGCGGGAAGCUUUUUGAUCUCCUUAAUGACCGAAAAAAACUUUUCAUCAGGGAGGAUGGGAAGCAGCAAGUUUGUAUUGUGGGUUUGCAAGAGUACUGUGUAUCUGAUGUGGAAAGCAUCAAAGAACUGAUUGAGAGAGGAAAUGCCACAAGAAGUACAGGCACCACUGGUGCAAAUGAGGAGUCAUCAAGGUCUCAUGCAAUACUUCAGCUUGCUAUCAAGAGGUCAGUUGAUGGCAAUGAAUCCAAACCUCCCCGUCCUGUUGGGAAGCUCUCCUUCAUAGAUCUUGCUGGAAGUGAACGUGGAGCAGAUACAACAGAUAAUGACAAACAGACAAGAAUAGAAGGUGCUGAAAUCAAUAAGAGCUUACUUGCCUUAAAGGAAUGCAUAAGAGCUCUUGAUAAUGACCAAGGACACAUCCCUUUCAGAGGCAGUAAGUUGACUGAAGUUUUGAGGGAUUCAUUUGUCGGCAAUUCCCGCACUGUUAUGAUAUCGUGCAUAUCCCCAAGCUCUGGUUCAUGUGAACAUACUCUGAAUACACUAAGAUAUGCUGACAGGGUAAAAAGUCUAUCUAAAGGUAACAAUUCGAAGAAGGAUGUCUUAUCUUCGACUUUCAACCUUAAAGAAUCAACUACGGUUCCCUUAUCUUCUGUUACUGCAUCGGCCUAUGAGGAUUGCACAGCUGAUGCAUGGUCUGACGAAAAUGAAGGGGGUGAUUUUAGCCCCUCUGAAGAGUACUACGAGCAGGUGAAACCAUCAUUGAAGAAAAAUGGAAAGAUGGAAUCAUAUGCUACAACUGAGGUCAAGUUGAAGAAACCCAGUGGUCAGAUAAAAUGGAAGGACCUCCCAAAAGCUGAACCAAAAGCAGCUAGUCCAGAGGAUGAUUUAAAUGACCUCUUACAGGAAGAAGAGGACCUUGUAAAUGCUCACCGGACACAAGUAGAGGAAACCAUGAAUAUUGUUAGAGAGGAGAUGAAUCUCUUGGUUGAAGCAGAUCAACCAGGAAAUCAGCUGGAUGGUUAUGUAACAAGACUAAAUGCCAUUCUUUCUCAGAAGGCGGCUGGCAUCUUGCAGUUGCAAACCCGUUUAGCUCAUUUUCAGAAACGUUUAAAGGAGCAUAAUGUUUUGGUUUCAUCCAAUGGUUACUGAUAUCAUUUAAAACGGACUCAUAGUGAGAAGGUUUUAUUUCUGUGGUCAGAAUGAUUCAUUCCUGCGAUUCAGUGGAAGAUUAUGAUAGAUCUGAGAUAUGAAGUGGUACUGUUACUUGUUGAUUCAUCAUGAUUUUGUACCUUGGUUACUCUCCUUGAGAAGGGUUUCACUUUUUUCUCUGUACCUUACUAAGAAUGUAGCCAUGUAUUGGUUUUACUUGCUGCUGUCAAGGCAAUGUAUCAAUGUUGACAAUGUAUAAAAGCUCUGUUGAUGUUUGAUUGAUCAAUUGAAUAUUUAUAUUUUUCAAA